Messenger RNA from Trachemys scripta elegans, 1399 nucleotides. RefSeq names its product chromosome 15 C22orf15 homolog (gene C15H22orf15). The record is from RefSeq and is a predicted model, not a curated record. NCBI's taxonomy places the organism in Eukaryota, Metazoa, Chordata, Testudines, Emydidae. The transcript is spliced from 5 exons. Bases 195 to 677 code for a protein of 160 amino acids.
CCCCACGUUCUCAGUGGGCUAAUUAUGCCAGUCUUAAUAACAGCCUUUUGUCACCAAGGCUGCCUGCAAGUCUGCCCCAAAACACAAGGCAGUCGGAGCACCGUCCGCAAAGUCCUCUGGCUUGGGGGAGAGGGGCAGCAGUCCCGAGGAAGGGGGCUGCUGAGGAGGUUUGGGCCCAGGAGAGUGGAAGCACCAUGUUCAUUACGGUGAGACAUGGAGCUGACUGCCAAGAGAUUGUGAACAUGCACUGCCGGGUCCUGAGCCUCACCACGCAUCUGAAGAAGAAAUGCCAGUGCAGGCCAGAAGAUUGCAUUGAUCUUCUAGAUGAAUCAGGGACCCUGAUGAACCUGAGCGAAGUGGAAAGUCCUGCAUCUGAGCUGGCCAGUAAAUAUCUACAGGAGAGACAGUGCUACAUCCUCAUCAGAGUCAUUCGAGGAGAAGGCUCAGAAUCAACCUGCUAUGAAUCUCUACUGGAGAACCUGGGAAAACACCACCCUGAGCUGGCAGAGCGGCUGCAGAAGUUAUCAGCACACCCUCAGCUGAAGGACAACACAAGGAGGAGUUCUAUGCAGAGAAAGUGUCGCCCACUUAAGGAACCACCCCUGGGCUCCCCAGCCAAAGUCAGAAGCACACAGCAGAGUAAGAAAGGCUCUGCUCUCUCCAGCAGGCCCACCUAGGUAGGGUAUCAUCCCUUGUGGGAAACAAGCCUCCAGCAGUUUGGAAGCAUCUUCCAGAGACCCUACACAGGGUCAAAGACAGCCAGCCAGGUGUAGUCAAACUGUAGGGCAGGAUGCAAAAGGCCACUGCUUUAUAAGCAGCACACUGCAUCCUCCCCACAGCCAGACAGCCAUAAUCAGAGACCCCCUGGAACCUUUUUAAAUGGAAGGCUAGCUAGGCUCAUGCCACCCUCUGAAAAAGAGUUUAGAGCUGGCAGGGGUAACAGACUAUAGUAGUACAGACUUACGUUUGGUACUAGCAACUGACACACACAGAGCAGGUCUCUUCUGCAAGAAGGUGCCCCAUCUAUAGUCAGUCACAACCCAACACACAUUAGUUAGUUCCCAAUGAAGUGUACAAUGGGAACACCUUCUAACAACCCCUACUAGAACUAGGGGAACUUUGUGAUCCGUCAGUGUUCUCAAGCCUACUUGCUGCAAGCCCUUUCUCCUGCACUGUAAAUUCAUCUCCCCUCCUCGAGCUAAGGGCAACUGAUACAUUUAUUUAAAAACAAAAAACUAUUGACAUUAGUGAGAGAUAAAUGUGUAUUACUUUAUUCCUGUUCCCACCACCCUAAGUAUAGGAGAGCAAAGUGGAUUGUAUUCUGUCUGCUUUAUCAAAAGCAUUAUUUACAUUCCAAUGAGAGGCUCUUUAUGCCUGAUCAUGCAUAAUCCAGAAAAAA